Macrosteles quadrilineatus (aster leafhopper) is the source of this 6970-nucleotide messenger RNA. Its product is annotated as polyamine-transporting ATPase 13A3-like. Gene Ontology annotation, molecular function: ATP binding; polyamine transmembrane transporter activity; ATP hydrolysis activity. The record is from RefSeq and is a predicted model, not a curated record. Gene Ontology annotation, biological process: intracellular calcium ion homeostasis; polyamine transmembrane transport. The coding region runs from base 116 to 3625 and encodes 1169 amino acids. Lineage: Eukaryota; Metazoa; Arthropoda; Insecta; Hemiptera; Cicadellidae. The transcript is spliced from 24 exons. Gene Ontology annotation, cellular component: membrane.
AUGACUUAACUAACUUAAAUUAUGCUCACACUGCUUAACCUUAAUUAGUCUUUAAAGUUUAUUGUGUGAUUUCAAAAUAGUAUCUCGAGGUGUUCAAACGGUUUCAAGAAAUGAUAUGAUAGGUAUUAAUUUACCAGUGUUCCAAAACAAAAGAAACUGUAACACCAUUACUUCUCCAGGAAGAAAUGCUCCACUGCGUCGCAGUGGGUAUGAGGUGCUGGAGGCUCCUUCUGUCCAGAUUAUUGACUGCGGAAAAGAAGAGAGGAACUUAAAAUGUACAGGCUAUCGAAAAUGUUGGCUCUCAACGUUGGCUCUACAUACUGUUGCUGUGAUAUUUUUUGGAAUCCCAUACUUGUUUCUGAGGUGGUAUCCACGAUGCUAUGCUUUUUUGGGACUUCGACGCUGCUCUCUGGAUUUGGCAGAUACUGUACUUAUACAGGUCCCGUGGGGUACAGACACGAUACACAAAGUCUACGUGACUGCAGGUAGUGAAGUGCAUGGGGCUGGAUGCACUAUGCGGUUUUUCGUACACCAACUCCGCAAGUUCAUUUGGACCCCAGAACUUCGAGAGUUCAGACUGUUACAAGGGCUAGCAAACGACAAAAAUACCCUUCAAACUUUGCUUGACAACCACACAGAUGGCCUUUCUCCUCAGCAACAAAAACAAACGCUCGCAGUUUACGGAAGAAACCAAAUUAAUGUUGAAGUUAAAUCAUACUGGCGUUUAUUAAUUGAUGAAAUACUAAAUCCUUUUUAUGUUUUUGAAAUUGCCAGUAUAAUCUUCUGGUGCUAUGACACUUAUAUUUUCUACUCCGUUUUCAUUAUUAUAAUUUCUGCUUAUUCGAUUAUAGACACCCUCAUUCAAACUCGUAAGAUAAGUCUGAUGACCAUUAAACUUGUGGAAGAGAGCAACUCCAACAAAGUAACAGUGAGCCUUGAUGACGGAGAGACUGUAGAAAUUGAAUCAGAAGACUUAGUUCCUGGAGAUACAAUAGUCAUCCCCCCUCACGGAUGUCUAAUGACUUGCGAUGCCCUUUUGCUAAGCGGAAACUGCAUAGUUAAUGAAAGCGUUCUUACAGGAGAGAGUGUUCCGGUGAUGAAGAGCCCUCCAGCUUAUGUGGACGAGGUGUAUGAUCCCCACGCUGCUCAUAGCCGUCACACCCUGUACAGAGGCACACGUAUAGUGCAGUCUCGCUUCUACGAAAACAAUAAGGUACUCGCUUUAGUAGUUAGAACUGGCGCCGAUACUGCCAAUGGACAGCUAGUUCGAUCCAUUUUGUAUCCUAAGAACUACGGGUUUCAUCUCUACACAGAUAGUAUGAAGUUCCUAUUUCUGAUGUUUUUCAUUGCCCUCAUUGGCACUGGUUUGAGCAUCUAUCUUUACAUACUACAUGGGGCAGCAAUUGAAGACAUGAUUCUGCGAAGCUUGGACAUAAUCACCAUUGUAGUCCCGCCAGCCUUACCAGCAGCCAUAACAAUAGGCAAUAACUAUUCGCUAAAAAGGCUCAAGAAACAAAAUAUCUUUAGUACCUCAGUCUCUCUAAUAAGUGUAUGGGGAAAAGUGAAGCUCAUAUGCUUUGACAAAACAGGAACCCUUACAGAAGAAGGGUUGGACGUACUUGGAGUUGUACCUUGUGGUAAGACAAAUCUAGAUGGAGACACUUUAGUGACAGAUCUCUCUACACUAGAUUCCAAGUCACCCCUCACUCAAACCAUGGCUUGCUGUCAUACACUCACCUACAUUGACAAGAAGCUCUCAGGGGACCCUCUGGAUCUCAGCAUGUUCAGCGCUUUGCAAUGGGAAUUGGAGGAGCCUGGAGAAGAUACAACCAAAUAUGACUUGCUGAUUCCAGCAGUGGUGAAGCCAAAAAGAUCAUCAGCAGCCAACUCUAUUGUGAUACUCGAUGAAAUGCUUGACAACCUUGACGAGGGGGAAACUAUUUUUGAGAUGCCUUAUGAAAUAGGUGUAGUGAAGCAGUUUCCAUUCAACACCACCUCCAUGACGAUGACUGUCAUUGCCAGAGUCCUCGGCUCCAAUCACAUGACCGUGUUCACUAAGGGUGCUCCCGAGAGUAUAGUCAACAUCUGUCUUCCCAGUUCAGUACCUGAUAACAUUGAGACUGUCUUGUGUGAGUACACUGCUCGUGGUUACCGUGUGAUAGCCCUAGCGUACAACAAGCUGCCUCGCAAAUUUACCUGGCUGCAAGCUCAACGAUCCCAACGACAUGAGGUGGAAAAAGAUCUCACAUUUCUUGGAUUACUUUUGAUGCAGAAUACUUUAAAGCCCAAGUCCAGGCAGGUUAUCAGUGAACUGCAGAAAGCAAGGAUCAAGUGUGUAAUGGUCACAGGAGACAAUCUACUGACAGCUGUUAGUGUGAGUAGAGAGUGUGGAAUGUUACCAAGGGAUUGUCCUCUCUCAUUGGUCACUGUUGACCUGAAAAAUGACCCUGAAAAUCCUGUCAUCCGACUGAAAUCACUUUCCAUAUUGACUUCGCCAGACUUCGUAGAUAUACUGUCCAUGGGCCCAUCUUCAGGGUAUCUUGCCAUAGAUGGCACUAACUGGUCUUUACUAAGGACCCAUUUCCCCUCCAUGGUGGGGGUGAUUGCCACCAAAUGUAUUGUGUUUGCUCGAAUGUCUCCCAACCACAAAACUCAACUUGUCGAAGUCCUUCAGUCGAUGGAUUACAUUGUUGCCAUGGUUGGAGAUGGGGCAAAUGAUUGUGGUGCUCUGAAGGCAGCGCACGUGAGUGUGUCUCUAUCUCAAGCAGAAGCCUCUAUAGCCGCUCCCUUUACUUCACGUCGACAAGACGUAACUUGUGUUCUAGACCUCAUGAAAGAGGGAAGAUGUGCCUUAGUCACCAGUUUUGGCCUUUUCAAGUACAUGGCUACUUACAGCUUGAUCCAGUUUAUGUCUGUGCUCAUUCUGUAUAACAGUGCUGUUGAGCUCAGCAACAUAGAGUUCCUUUAUGUUGACUUGGUGAUCACCACGAGUUUGGCGUUCAUGAUGGGACAAGCGGGGCCUGCGAAGUUCCUGGUGCCUCAUCGCCCCGUCAUGAGUCUUGUGGCCCCCGCCAAUGUCAUUCCUCUUCUGCUACACAUCACGAACUUGUGUCUCAUCCAGAUCCUGUCUUUGUACAUUCUGCAGGCUCAGCCGUGGUAUGUUCCUGUCAAUCCUGAAGUGGAAAACGGAGGUGCUGUAGAAUCAUGGGAAAACACCGUGGUCUAUACAAUCAGCUGUUUUCAAUUCUUCAUCCAAGCUUGUGUUUUCUCAAAGGGCAAACCUCAUCGGCAGCCAUUCCACACUAACUGGGUGUUUGGGGGCUUCGUGUUAGUUCUGACAGGGUUCACAACUCUACUGUUGAUCUAUCCACCCUCCAUCUUAGCAGAGCUUUUUGAACUGAAACCUUGGACUCCAAACGAGGCUUGGUUUCGGGUUUCUCUCAUGGCCUUGCCCCUUGUCAAUACAAUAAUUGCAGUUCUCAUAGAGAAUGGAGUGGGAGAAUCUAGAUUGUUGAAGAUAAUCAUACAUAAAAUAAACAAAAAGAAGCAGCCGAAAAACAAGUACAAACAAGUUGAGAAAGAGGGAAUCUUUGGGUACCCUUAUAUAUCUAGUGAGAUGGCUUGAAUCACAUCUGGCCUCACCCAUAUAGUCAUUACAUCAUCAAAGGCUGUGUUAUUGUAUUUCUAUUUAGUUUAGGUUAACUUUUCCAGUUAUAAAUAUUGAGAUUUGUAAUAAUGUUUUUCCAUUAUUUAACUAUCAAUGUUCCUCUAUGUAGCUUUUAAAAAAGUUAUAUUUUAAACUUGUUGUUUAACUGUCCGAUGAUAUUAAAUUAAUAAGUACUUAGAAGCAAUGAUCCUUUAUAAAAGUGUGAUGAAGAAUAUCACUGAUUCUGACUGUGUCUGAUCACUGAUAUAUGUGUUAAUAAUAAAUGUCAGCCAAUAUUAGAUCGAUUACAUGAUUCAAAAUCAUUUUAAUUAUAAUAUUUAUAUUAAAUUAUUGAACAAUUAAUUAUUAUUUUAAUAUUUUUAAGAUUUGUAUAAACUUAUGUAUAGUUAUGAAUUGAUUAGCGUAUAAAUUAAGCUUUUAGCAGUUAUUUAUGUUUAUUUAAUUAACCCGUACUUAAAAUAUAAUACUGCGGGUACAAUGUUAUUAUUUGCAAGUUUAAAUCUUUUUAUAUGUAAUGUAUUUUUGAAAAUCACCAAGUGGAGUCUCAGAAUCAAAUCUUAAGUUAGGCCUUACAGUCACAUUUAAUGGCCUCCAUUAUGAAGUUAUAAAUAUUUCCCAAACAUAAUUGUGUUUAGGUAAAUGUUCUUGUUAAUGACAUAAUUAGUUAUACCAGCUAGUCUUAGCCAUUAUAAAGCUUCACAAAGGCAUCAUAGUUGUUAUCACAAUGUAAAAUAUAUUCAUAAAUAGUGUAAAGUGUACUUAAACAUACUAUAAUGUUGUCAUAACUAACAUUUAGUUUUGUACAUUUGUAUUUUUUACACACGUGUGUGCUUUGGUAUAUAACAGCAAAGUUUGAAUAAAAUAUGGUUCUUCUUGUUACUGAAUCUUUGGUUAUUAAGAUAUCAUUUACUCUACAUUUUACUAAAAUGUUUGAUUUAGGGGUUAUUUCAUGAAAAUGUGUAUAGUAAUAUAUUUGUCUGACUUAAUUUGUGUUUUAUCAAAAUAAAAAUAAUGACACCUUUUUUGCUAUGAUUGAAUAAAAAUACCAAGUGGCUGUGCUUAAACAUGAAUAAAGCACCAAGCCAAGUCCAUUCCUAUAUUAUGUAAAAAAAAAUGUUACUUCAUAUAAAAUUAGCAUUGUUUCUGGAUGAAUUGUUUAGGAUUGAAAACAUAUCAUUAUGAUAUCACAAUGUCUUGAGUUAUUUUAAAGUUCAGCUAAAUUAAAAUGUUUGUGUUUUAAUGAUAUCUAUCCAGCCAAUUAUUUUAUAUACUUUUUUCAAUGAAAUGGCGACCAUACAAAGUAGGUAUUUUAAGCCAAGAAUGAAUGGAGAUGAGUGUAGGAUGAGUGGCGCGAUCUUGUAGUCUUGUUAGGGACUAAGGCCGACAUAUUUCUCAGACACAGCUGUUAAUUAAUAGCCCAUACAGCUAAUGGGAACUAAGGGACCUACAGUUUAUAGUGGAAUCCAAACCACAUUUUUGCCUUUGAUGUAUACAAAUUGGUCUAAUUAUCAGGAUAGUACUGCGGAUAGUCGUAGUACUCACCCGUGUGGAUGUUAAUCCACACCAGGGAGUAUCGCAUCCACAGUGCAUGCCUAUAAAUAUCCACAAUUCGUGACCUCCUAGUAGCUGGAUUACAGGACGACGCCACUCGUCCCAGUCAUAUAUUAUAUAUUACUCAAAUAAUGUUGAAUUUAAAAUUGAUAAAGAUUAACGAAGUUUAAUUCCCCUAUGUAUGCAAUUUAGUUAUCACAGUUGUGUUUUAUUUCUAUUAGAGUUGUUCUGAACGUUAAACAUUUUUAAAUAUUUGUGCCGCUAUGUUCACAAUGUAUUCACAUCUUUCCAAUGCUAAUUUUGUAGAGGAUAAGCCUUAAUUCCCCAUAAGUAUGAUUAUUCCACAAGUAAAUAUAACAUUAAUUUAUUUUCCCCAUAACAAUCAAGGUCACGGUUUUAUUGAUUUAAAACUAUGAAUUAUAAGCCUAAAAUAGUUUUGACAAGAUAUUAUGACGGAUACAGGUGUAAGAAACAACCAAAACGACACAAUUUCUGGAAAUAUUUAAGGUUUAUUACUUGUUAUGAACCUUUGUUGAAAUAAUGUCAAUGUUACUGCAACAUAUAAGCAACCAAGCAUAUCAUGCUCAAGAUAUAUUUUCAUAAUACAUAAUAAAAUAAUAAUACAUAAUAAUACAUAGUACAAAUGUAUGAACAUAAUAAAAAAUAACACCUCGUGCCUUUCAUUUAAAUAUAUUUAUUUUUGCUUGGAAAAAGAAAAAAAUACUCAUGAAAUAAAAUAUUUUAAUAGGUGCUCUAAAUUACUUCACAUAACAGUGAAAGAAAAAUUAAAUAUAGGUGUAUAAAACCAUUCUUUUUUGCUACUAUAACUCUUAUGACUUUUUAUAAAAUAUACAAUGCUUAGGAAGUGUUACUGUCCAACUGUUAAAUAGUUCUCUGUACUAAUAAUUGAGUUAAGUGUGUGUUUGUUAUGUAAUUCGUAGGCAAAAGAAAAGUGACCAUAAUUAACUGACAAGCCUCGUACUUUAGUAUACAUAUUACAUAUUCAAUGAAAUAUAGCCUACAUUUUGGGUCCAGUUAGAGAAUUUGAAAGAUUCCUUACUGUUUGAGUUUGUAACAGGGGCGGCUCCAGAGGGCAGGCCAGGUAGGCCUGGGCCUACCCAACAUUUUGUUACGUGUAAAUAAAGGGAAAGCAUUCAAACUAAUUAUUUUGCAUUAUAUUUUUUAAUUCCUUCCUUUUUGCGAGUAAAGCCUUCAAACCUCUCGUCCCCCAAUCAAACUCUUUCUUGAUCUUUGUCAGGCCUACCCAAAAAAAAAUACUCCUGGAACCGCCCCUGGUUUCUAAGAUUGUAAAUUUGUAUCUGUUUCUUAAACGUUAGAAUUAAGUUAAAAACUAUUUUAGCAAUGUUUCUAUACUGAGUUGAAUGCCAGAGUGAGGCAGAACCAGGGGUGAACCAGUCAAGCACACUAAUAGUCUUAUCCCUUGAGUCUAUUGUGCGUUCUUGGAGCUGCUCAGGCAGCCGGUGACCUGGCCAGUGAGUCAUACUUCUAGCUCCACCAUCUCUGAGCAAUAUUUCUUAAUUGAAGAAAAUAUACAAAUCUGAUGGUAUGAAUGGAUGUAUUUUAAUCUACUGAUAAUUUUUAAACAAAAUUUGAAGCAAUUUUUUGUUAUUAUCUAAUAUUGUGCCUUAUUUUAUAAGGUUAUAAAAAUCAUAUGUUCACAUCAAAUUAUAGUAUACAUCUUUUUCCAAUCAUUCAAAAUCUUAUGACUUUACUAACUCUGGAGGAAUUUGA